AUGGAACAAUAUAACUCCAGCCGCUCAACCAAUCUCUUCUUGGACCCCCUCUACACAUCGCUGACACAAGAAUUGUCAUUGGAAAGUUUGGGACCGACAACGAUUUCAUCGACCCAACUAAAUCCGCAAAACAUCGAUCAAAUUGUCGAAAUGGAAAUGAAACGCAUUCAGGAGAACAUCGCCCGUAAAGAGGCACAGUAUGUGGAACAAAUGUUGGUCGAAAAUCCAAUUACAUUUGAAAGACGCAACAACGUCACUGUGCUAAGAAAGGCAACCUCGGACAGCUCAUUAUCACCCGAACAACAACGGUUGCAGCAGCAACGUGCCGAUGCAUGUCGACGUUCUCGCUACAACAACAAAGUGAAAAAAGCCAAGUCGAAAUAUCGCCACAAAUACAUUUCCCAGAAACUCCAGCAAAGCAGUCAGAUGCUGAAUUGUAUUAAGGAUCUAAUUGCCGAGGCUGAAAGUCAUUUACUCGCCCAAGGAUUGCACAAAGAGAAGCUGCAUCAAUUGCGUUCGAAUUAUGGCAUUGAAAGGCCAGCAAAUAUUGUUCGUGUUGACGUCAAUGCAGUAGAUUUUGUUUUGCCAACGGAGCCAUGA
Molecule: messenger RNA, 600 nt
Organism: Musca domestica (house fly)
Lineage: Eukaryota; Metazoa; Arthropoda; Insecta; Diptera; Muscidae
Product: protein sisterless A-like
Exons: 1
Coding region: 1-600 (199 amino acids)
Source: RefSeq, a predicted model, not a curated record